AUGCCCGAACUCAAGGCUGGAGACGCUUUCCCCGAGGGUGUUACCUUCUCCUAUAUCCCCUACACCCCCGAGAUUAGCGAUGUGACCGUCUGCGGCCGUCCCCAAAACUAUGAUGUCUCCAAGAACCUUGCCGACAAGAAGGUCGUCAUCGUCGCCAUUCCCGGCGCCUUCACCCCUACUUGCUCCAGCGCCCAUCUCCCCUCCUACAUUGCCAACAUCGACAAGCUCAAGGCUAAGGGUGUUGACCAUGUCAUCUUCAUUGCCCACAACGACGCAUUCGUGAUGUCCGGCUGGGGCAAGGUCAACGGCGUCAAGGAUGACUCCAUCCUCUUCAUGAGCGACCCCAACGUUGCCUUCUCCUCUCAGAUUGGCUGGGCCGGUCCUGAGAGGGCUAACCGAUAUGCCAUUGUUGUUGACCAUGGCAAGGUUAUUUAUGCUGCUAAGGAGGUUGAUCCCGGUAUUGCCCUCACUGGUGCCGAGGCCGUCCUCGCCAGGCUCUAA
Messenger RNA from Scedosporium apiospermum, 501 nucleotides. RefSeq lists its product as uncharacterized. Gene Ontology annotation, cellular component: cytoplasm; mitochondrion; peroxisome. Gene Ontology annotation, biological process: cell redox homeostasis; cellular response to oxidative stress; hydrogen peroxide catabolic process. Bases 1 to 501 code for a protein of 166 amino acids. The record is from RefSeq and is a predicted model, not a curated record. Gene Ontology annotation, molecular function: thioredoxin peroxidase activity. NCBI's taxonomy places the organism in Eukaryota, Fungi, Ascomycota, Sordariomycetes, Microascales, Microascaceae. The transcript is spliced from 3 exons.